UUGACGUGAAGAAGACGAAGGAAACGUAGAGAUCAGGUGCGGCUUUGGUUUGGCGGUGGGACGCGAUUCAUACUGCCUUGGAGUGGCUCUGAUUUAUUUUUUUCUAGCUGAUAAAUUUAAUAUUUAGGGACGACAGUCACCAAAGAUUCAGGCUCGAUGACAGCUGCAGCGUUCCCGUCUCCCACGGUGGAAAUGGCAGAGAUGAACCGGCUGCACUACGAGAUGGAGUACACUGAGGGUAUCAACCAGCGCAUGCGCAUCCCAGACAGACUCAAAGUGGCCCCAUCAACCCUAGAACACCAGGAGGGGGCGCUCCAGGAGGUCCCGCACAGCGCCAUGAUGCAGGUGCCUGAGAGGAUUGUGGUUGCAGGUGACGACGACGACGACAGCUCCCACUCCCGGCCCCGGGACCUCGACCUCAUCCAGGCCACACCCCUGGAGACGUUGGCCCUGAAGACUCCGCCCCGGGUCCUGACGCUCAGUGACCGUCCGCUCGACUUCAUGGAGAUGGAGCGGUCUUCAGCUCACCAGCAGGGGGCGGAGACACGUCCUCAAGGCAGGUCACGGCGGGAGAGGUCCUCCAGCGAGAAGGGGUCUGCUCACCAGAAUGGCAAGCUGUGCAGGAUUGGCUCCCUCAGUGUGACCCCGUCCCCUCAAGCCCCCCUCCGCAUCUGCCCCCCCCUCGUCACACCCGAGGACGGCCCCCGCCUGAACAGCGCCCGCGGGGUGCUGUCCUUCAUCCAGUCUGCUACGCGACGCGCUUUCCAGCAGCUCCUGGACGCGCUGGAUGAGAGCCGCCACCGCAGGACCGGCCACUCUACCGCUGACGCCAUCUCUGACGGUACCCCCGAUGACCUCGCCUUGGCCGACGCUACGUCGCUACGGCGACAGAUCAUCAAGCUGAACCGGAGGCUCCAGCUUCUGGAGGAGGAGAACAAGGAACGGGCAAAGCGAGAGAUGGUGAUCUACUCCAUCACCGUGGCGUUCUGGCUUGUCAACGGCUGGGUGUGGUUCCGUCGCUAGUGACUCUCGCAAGGGGCUCCGCGUGAUGAAGGGGUCCCUGACGUUCACACUCCUGAUUCAAAAAGACAAGGGCACUUUUACUUUUGAGUACAUUCUUGUAAAUCUCUUCUUUUUUUGUUUCACGUGUUCUGAAUGUUUUUAGAAACAUUAUUUGAGUAAAGCUUUUCGGAAUUGUAAAUAUUAUUUUCUGUACAGGAGAUGUGGAUUCUGCUAUUAUUAUCUGUGUUUGACAGCAUAUUGGAGAAAAGCGGUAUUUAUGAAGAACUAGUUUGUGUGUAAAUAUAAUGACAUGAGUAGGUGAAUUAAAAGCUGCAGGACCUGGUGGCAUGGCGAUUGCAUUAGAGACCUUGAAACUUCAGCUGUGUUCUUGCGCUGUUAUGUGAUUUAUAAUGAGUCUGUAAUUAAAGUGUUUAUUUGGUUA
This is a messenger RNA of Brienomyrus brachyistius, 1444 nucleotides long. Its product is annotated as mitochondrial fission factor homolog A-like. The record is from RefSeq and is a predicted model, not a curated record. Gene Ontology annotation, cellular component: peroxisome; mitochondrial outer membrane. Gene Ontology annotation, biological process: positive regulation of mitochondrial fission. Lineage: Eukaryota; Metazoa; Chordata; Actinopteri; Osteoglossiformes; Mormyridae.